AUGAAUCAUAUAAACCAAUGGAUCGAGCAUCGUAAGCGAAACGGGUGGGAAACCGGAAAACGGCUGGAGAUAUAUUAUGUCGAAGACUGGUUACGUGAUAUCUUAUUUGAUGAUAUAUACGCAAGAAGCGAAGAAGAUCUAAACGGAAGAGCGUUCAUUAAUAUUCGUGGUGGAAAAAUCUUAUUCACCACUGGACAAAUGAAAGCUAAAAGCCGAUUCUUCUGUAUUUUUGCGGAUUGCGUUCAAGAAGAAAUUUGA
Molecule: messenger RNA, 258 nt
Organism: Caenorhabditis briggsae
Lineage: Eukaryota; Metazoa; Nematoda; Chromadorea; Rhabditida; Rhabditidae
Exons: 2
Coding region: 1-258 (85 amino acids)
Source: RefSeq, a predicted model, not a curated record